Messenger RNA from Mizuhopecten yessoensis (Yesso scallop), 2397 nucleotides. RefSeq lists its product as uncharacterized. The record is from RefSeq and is a predicted model, not a curated record. Bases 655 to 1308 code for a protein of 217 amino acids. The transcript is spliced from 3 exons. NCBI's taxonomy places the organism in Eukaryota, Metazoa, Mollusca, Bivalvia, Pectinida, Pectinidae.
UGACCAUGUGAUUAACAUCCAUUUAUGUUACAGUAUGUAUGGAGGUAAGUAAAUCAGUAUCUAUAAGGGGUUUGAUUAAGGGUGUCGAGGGUGCGCUCAGCGUUAACCGGGGGUGCUGCUAAAGUAAUUAGGGCCUAAUAGAGCGUUGAGGACACGAAUAUCCUGUUAGAGGGAUUUACGGACAGCCGACUAAUUACAAUGGAAUGUAGACCAGUCCUACCGAAUAUGAAUGAUUCCAAAUGGAUAUAGGAAGUUCUGGUCCUAUUAAUGUGUCUGAUCGGACUGCAUGGAGUCGACAACAGUACCAGGGACAGAUAUCUGACAGCCGGGGAAACACAUUGUGAUUAACAGUAUUUACAUAUUUGUCAGGUGAUUGAGAGCUUCUGUCAUGUCGGAAACGGCUAUCAUCAAUGUGACAUUUCUCGUGAUAAAAUAAUCAUUCAAAUUUAAUUAGGCCAGGGGUUAGAUUAUAUCCGAUUCUGAAACCAUUGUGAUUAUUCGUAAGUUUUUAUAGUUAUGUUUAUUUAAUUCAAUUUAAAAUGUUGACGAAGACUUUGUCCAAUAUAGUAGUAUUCGUGACGUUUUUGUUCUGAUGGAAUAUAAAUUCAAAAUGAGCCAAGUUUUGAGGUGCGUUGUCUGCAGAGAGGGAACGGUAUGAAGAAGUUGAAUUUGUUGGUGUUGCUGGCUGUUGUUUUGUCUGCUGUAUCACUGGUCAGUGUUACCAUAGCAGACGUGACUGACCACUGGGGAACUAUUGACCAAUCAGGAGAGGUCCUUCGCGUUCCGUGGACAACGUCUACUGUUGUUGGACUUUGGACGACCUGUACGUCCCGUGUGUCGGGAUUCGUCCGCGAGGAAGUGUACACAUACAGUUGUUAUCUGACCAAGGACGGGGACCAUGUUUCUGCAAGUUCCCUGGGUGUGAGCCAAGGUUUUGUGAUUGUGUCUACCGCAUUUACGGCUUUCGCAGUUUUGGUUGGAGGAGCACAUCUACUCGUUUUCUCAAGCAAAACUCUUGUACUUGUGGCUGCAACCAUUCUCUCCAUACUAUCAGUGGUUUCGUCAAGUAUUUCUCUCGCUGCAUUCCAGUUCAGUUUUAAGACGGUAUUUGCGCCUAGUUGGUCCUUCUAUGUAUGCACGGCUUCCCUGGGAUGUAAGGUGUUGGCAGCAGUAACAUAUAUAGCUACGACACUGAAAGCCUGCAGCAAACCAAACGCGGUGAGGAACGAACACGAGACGAGUGGAAAACCUAUCGGGGACGAUGAAGCUAAGAUAGGCGAGAAGAAAUCAAUUGAGGACGGAAAAUAGUUUAAAAAAUGCAUUAUUUUAAAAUAUCAAAUUGCAUAACUACAGUGCAAGUUCCAGCAGAAUGUGUGAGGAUUUGUAGAGCUUAUCGUCCACAGUGCAGUAUGAAUAAUUCGUUCUUCGUUUACACCUUCACUUAGAAUUGAUAUAGGCACUCUAUCAUGUUAGUGCAUUAUACAUUAGAAUAUAUCUAUUUACGUUGAGCUAUAUCUACCCCACAACCUUUAAACCUAACUAUCAAUGUAUUGUCUAUCAUCUGUUAAGUGCUUUCACGCCUAUGUCAAACAAACGUGCCAACCAUUGACAUGCAACGUAUCUAACCACAUUCAGAUGGCAUUCACAAGAGCUUUGAAUGCCAGGUGCCGAUUGUUUUCGUAAUCAUUAUUAUGACGUCAUACUUAUUCAGUUGAAUACAACUUAUCCUGUCUAGACAGACGGAGAUUCUUUUCAUAAACCAAGAAUAUACAGUGAAUACAUAAGUUGAACUUAAUGCUGAAAAAUGAUAAAUGUAAUCAAAUUUUCUGUAUUUAACGUAGCUUAAACCUUUGUCAGGAGCAGCAAAUAAUAUAUCUUUGAACAAGUAUAUCAUGUAAAUUGUACAGGAACAAAUUGCAGCGAACCUCCCUCGGGGAAAAGAGUCAAUGUCCCAAAACAUAGUCCACGUUCUCACGUUUCAAAUGUUCGGUUACCCUGUUAAGAUUAAUAUGACCAUACUUCUCAACAUAAUGCAGUAUAAUGCUUACAUAUAUAUUCAUCUGAAAUGUAUUGUUGUCGGUGUACGGUGUUCCUAUCCUGUGUUCGUCGUUUAUAUGUUCUUACUGCUAUACACAUGCAUUACUGUUCAUGUACUGUUUUAAAACAUAGCUAUGAAGUGAAAAAUCCAACGACUUGUUACAGUAUUAACGAGAACAUUAAAUAUCAUACUCUUAACUGUCAUAGCGUCAGCGCCAGACAUAUUGAUAUGAAAUGAUAUUUCACUACAAUACAAUAUUUAAAUUAAUGAUGUUUUCUUUGUGUACAAUGAUCUGGAUACUUUGUUGUGUUUUGUUAAACUGUUGCGCCUUACCUUUGUUCUUAUUAUACGCUUAUUAA